Molecule: messenger RNA, 918 nt
Organism: Dujonia railenensis
Lineage: Eukaryota; Fungi; Ascomycota; Pichiomycetes; Serinales; Debaryomycetaceae
Source: the annotation of a GenBank genome assembly
AUGUCUUUAGUAGGUAAGAGCUUUAAACUUUCUAAUGGGAACCUUAUUCCUGCAGUAGGCUAUGGUACUGGUACCAAAUGGUUUAAGUUAGGCAGAGACGAGAUUGAUACCACAUUAGUUGAUAUUUUAGUUACCGCACUUGAAGUGGGGGUUACCCACAUUGAUGGUGCAGAAGUGUACAAUACCGCACUUGAGAUCGGUGAGGCUUUACAGAAGGCCGGUAAGCCAAGAAAGGACAUUUUCCUUACUGAUAAGUACUUUGCUGGGGAUGGUUCGUUCACCAGACAUUCUCCUUUCCCCAACCCAUACGAGUCCUUAAAGGAGUCGUUGAAGAGAUUCCAGGUGGACUAUGUAGACUUAUACUUGCUUCAUGCCCCAUUUAUUAAGAAGGAAACCCACGGCUUCACAUUAGAGGAAGCUUGGGGCUAUUUGGAAAAGUUAGUUGAUGAAGGGCUUGUAAAGAGUAUUGGUAUCUCUAAUUUUGCAAUUGAAGACUUGGAAAAGAUUUUAAAGGUUGCUAAGAUCAAGCCAACCGUCCAUCAAAUUGAAUACAAUGCCAACUUACAAAACCAAACUCCUGGAAUUGUCAAAUAUUCCCAAGAAAAUGGUAUUCUAGUUGAAUCUUAUAGUCCAUUGGGCCCAAUUAUUAAGGGUGCUUCUGAUAGUAAACUCAAUUCAUACCUUGCAGAGUUAACCAAGAAGUACACAGGAAAGGAUGCUGGACAAAUCUUAUUAAGAUGGGUAUUACAGAACGGUGUUUUGCCAAUCACUACUUCUGGUAAGAAGGAGAGAAUUGUUGGACUGUUGGAUAUUUUCGAUUUCCAAUUGACAGAUGAAGAACAAGAAAAGAUUGCAAGCAUUGGAAAGGAAACAACCAUUAGACAAUACUGGACUAAGGAAUACAGCAAAUUCGAUUAA